Pestalotiopsis fici W106-1 is the source of this 2286-nucleotide messenger RNA. RefSeq lists its product as uncharacterized. NCBI's taxonomy places the organism in Eukaryota, Fungi, Ascomycota, Sordariomycetes, Amphisphaeriales, Sporocadaceae. The transcript is spliced from 2 exons. Gene Ontology annotation, biological process: amino acid transmembrane transport. Gene Ontology annotation, molecular function: amino acid transmembrane transporter activity. The coding region runs from base 1 to 2286 and encodes 761 amino acids. The record is from RefSeq and is a predicted model, not a curated record.
AUGGCUACGCCGAACCGCGGCAGAAGCCAAACUCCCCAGCCCAGGAAUCCCUUCGAUAUUCCUGUGGCCUCCUCCCCGGGAUCGAUCCUCAGUCGCAACUACGGCACUUCUCUUCCUCGAGCCGAUGCUACCGCUCGACUGGCUACGCCGCCCGUCCCUCACGCUUGGAAUACGCCGCCGCGAAGCUCGAAUUCACCGAGCCGUGCCAAUGCGGCCAACUCGGACGAUGCAACGCCGCUGGCAGGGCCUGGGCAAGGCAGUGUAGGACCGGGCGUGUCAGCUCUUGCUGCAGCAUUGUCCAAUUCCGUGGGCAACUCUCCUCCACGAUUUGGAACGCCCCCACGUGUCGGGACGCCGCCUCUUGGACGGCCACCUCUGUCUCCUUCCGGAUCCGGUUCGAAUCUGGCAGGCGAAGCCGGAACCUAUGGCUCUUAUUCGAGAAACAACGGUGCCUACGAGGACCCUGAGAUCGUGAAGCGCCACCUGGUACAGCCGUCAGGUACACCCGAGCCUGGUGAGCAGCUCGGCAAGGGAAAGCAAGCAGGUGACACAGAGUCUGUCCUCGACGAUGACGAGUUUUCGAGUUUGCAGCUCCAAGGCGGUGACAUCACCCGAACAAUCUACAAAUGGACAGAAGACGCCCAAUCGAGGCAUAAGACACAGCGCAGCAAGAGCUUCAGCUUGUCCAGGCCAGAGCCUGAGAAUGAAGUACUUGACAUCAACACCAUCAAAGUUCCGGGCGGCUUUAGGCGUAACUAUCUUCGGCGCUCAGCCCAGAGCCCUGCGGCACACGCCACUUCGCGUUAUGACGGUGGAGAAUCCGGUGCCAGGAGUCAGCCUCAGCUUUUCACGAGCAGUUUCCUGGAGUUCCUGACCAUUUAUGGUCACUUUGCGGGAGAACAGCUCGAGGAAGAUGACGAGGAUCUUCUGCCCGGAGAGUAUUUCUCUUCUGGCGAGGAUGAGUUCGAAUCCGACGAAGGCAGUGAUGAGGACCGCGAGCCCAUGGAGGACAGUGCUUUGCUGACUCCGUCCCGACGGAAGAGGAGGAGAAGGGUGAGAGGAGGAAGUGGUAAUAAUACUCCGAUGAAUGCUGCUCUCCUCUUGCUGAAGUCUUUUGUGGGCACUGGCGUUUUGUUCUUGCCUCGCGCGUAUUACAACGGUGGUAUGGUUUUCAGCAACUUGAUCCUGCUGUUUGUUGCGGCGCUCAGCUACUACUGCUUCGUGCUCCUCGUCACAACACGCCUCAAGGUUGUAGGCUCGUUUGGUGACAUUGGCGGUAUUCUGUACGGACCAUGGAUGCGGAAUUUGAUCUUGACCUCGAUCGUUGUCAGCCAGAUUGGUUUCGUGGCCGCUUACAUUGUCUUCACAUCUGAGAAUCUGCAAGCAUUCAUUCUCGCCGUUUCGAAAUGUUCCACCUACAUUCCGAUCACUUAUCUCAUCCUGAUGCAAAUGGUCAUUUUCCUGCCUUUUGCUCUCUUCAGAGAUAUUGGCAAACUUGGAUUUACUGCACUGAUUGCCGAUGCUUUCAUUGUCCUCGGUCUUGCAUACCUCUUCUACUACGACGUUCUUACCUUGAGUUCCGAAGGCCUUGCAGAUAUCAUUCUCUUCAAUGAGAGAGAUUGGACACUGUUCAUUGGCACUGCCAUCUUUACCUUUGAGGGUAUUGGGCUUAUUAUCCCCAUCCAGGAGUCGAUGAAGUCGCCUGCCAAGUUCCCCAAGGUCAUGUUCAUUGUCAUGAUCAUCAUUACGACCCUUUUCAUCACCAUGGGAGCGGUCUCGUACGCUGCUUACGGUUCCAAGACCGAGACCGUGGUUCUCCUGAACCUUCCACAGGACAAUAAGCUCGUCAAUGGUGUACAAUUCUUGUAUUCCUUGGCCAUUCUCCUGUCAACUCCGCUACAGAUCUUCCCAGCCAUCAAAAUCACUGAGAAUGCCCUGUUCACGAAAAGUGGAAAAUACAACCCCUACAUCAAGUGGCAGAAGAAUGUCUACCGCUUCUUUGUUGUUUUCGUUUGUGCUUUCAUUGCUUGGGUCGGAGCAGACAACUUGGAUAAAUUCGUCGCUCUUGUUGGAAACUUUGCCUGUAUUCCUCUUGUUUUCAUUUACCCGGCAUUGCUUCACUACAAGGCUGUCGCCAAGAGCAAGCUCUGGAAAUAUUCCGACAUUGCUCUUUGUAUCUUUGGCUUUAUCGCCAUGGCUUAUACCACCAGCUUGACCAUCAUCUCAUGGGCAAGCGGCCCCUCUGGCCCUCCGUUGCCCAAGUAUUGCGACGACAAGGGUCUUUAA